AUGAAGAUAGGUUCCUUCCCAACUAAAAUGAACUAUUUUAGCCUUGAAAGUCAACACACUAUAGGGUAUGGAACUCGUUAUAUGACCGAAUCCUGUCCACUUGCAUAUAUCGCUUUAUCACUUCAAUGCAUUGUUGGGGUGCUUCUUCAAACCAUUUUGGCCGGAAUUGUGAUAGCCAAAAUUUUGAGGCCAAAGAAGCGAAAACAAGAAAUGCGUUUUAGUCAAUGCGCAGUUAUUGGCCCGGUUGAUGACGAAGAUCAAAGGCCUGCCUUAAUGAUUCGUUUGGCCGAUAUUCAACAUAAGUUAUAUAUUGCUGAAUCUCAUGUUCGGUUGUACAUGGCAACGACAAAAAUUAACAAUAGAGGUGAAUGCGAGCUAAUCGGUGUACAAGACAUGAAUGUUGGUUACGAUACAGGCAUGGAUCGAGUAUUGUUAUUAUGGCCAGUAGUCAUUCGGCAUAUUAUUGACCAAGAUUCCCCCUUAUGGGAAAUUACUGAGGAAAAGUUAAGAACAUGUCAGUUUGAACUGAUAAUGACUGUCGAGGGAAUAGUAGAAGCUACUGGAAUGGCAUUUCAGGCACGAUCUUCAUUUCUGCCCGAUGAAAUACACUGGGCAAAACGGUUUGUGCCAAUGAUGAGGCUAAACACUGAUACUAAUCAAUUUGAGGUUGAUUACAACUUAUUCGAUGUAACUGAACCUCACCCCUUAGAAACUUGGUUACAUAAUGAAUAUAACCACGAACAAAACGAAGAAGAAUAUUCACCAAUGCCUCAUUCCACAAAAUUAUCAGUUAUUUCUGAGCUCAAUUCAAUAGCUAUACAAAAUCAAACCCAACAAUACACUAAUUAUAACAAUAAUAUUCAUGGAAUACCUAAUGGUGUUCCAUUACCACCACCAACGUUAUCAGAACCGUUACCUGCAUCAUUCCAUAUUCAUCAUUCCCAACAUCAUCAUAAUCAUCAUUUAAUAGAUCAGCAACAUCAAGCAUCGCUUCUGCGGCGAAAAUCAACUUGCUCAAUUGCUGAUUCGAUUAGGAGUGGCAAAAUAAUGGGAAAUAAUACGUCAUUUGCUGACGAGGUGGGAAUUCGUCUGUACCUUAAAAAUUAUCCUAAAACUCAUUUUCAGAAGUCUGGCGAUAAUAUCAGGCAAAGAAAAAGCUCUCGAGGAUCCCUACUUCAUGUGCUGCUUAGGCGAACUCAGACAAAUGACAGUAGUCCUCUUGUGGGCAACAAUGGCACUGGAAAUAACAAUAAUACUCAAGAAGAAGAUGAUGAGUGUGGUGGGGAACGAACUGGAGGUGUAUUAAGUUCUGCAUGUUCACCUCUUCCUCCAUUGCCUCCAGCUAGUCCUUAUGUGGUUCAUACACUUCAACAUUCUGGAUUUACAUAAAAAUGCCCUCAUAAAUUCUAACGGAGAAUAAUGGCAUAUUUACACUUAAAAUAAGUACUAUAGCUUUCUUUAACCCUCAUUUCCUCAUUGUUUAUAAGGCAGAGCGGCACUUGCGGAUUGGCAUUUGCGUAAAUAUGUAUGGGCAAGACCUUGCACAAGACCCUCCAGAAGGAUACUGGACAGGACCCCGGACAAGUCCCACUAGAAGGGUAUUGAACAAGAACAUGGACAAGACCUACCACUAGUAUGCUACUGAACAAGACCAGGUGUUCCACCUCUGGAUUUUCUGCAAAUGUCUGUCCCCAAAUAUCGCUCCGAUCUAUAUCUAUUA
Molecule: messenger RNA, 1720 nt
Organism: Meloidogyne enterolobii
Lineage: Eukaryota; Metazoa; Nematoda; Chromadorea; Rhabditida; Meloidogynidae
Source: the annotation of a GenBank genome assembly